Molecule: messenger RNA, 1847 nt
Organism: Eurypyga helias (sunbittern)
Lineage: Eukaryota; Metazoa; Chordata; Aves; Eurypygiformes; Eurypygidae
Gene: WIPI1
Product: WD repeat domain, phosphoinositide interacting 1
Exons: 13
Coding region: 1-1362 (453 amino acids)
Biological process (GO): autophagy of mitochondrion; protein localization to phagophore assembly site; protein lipidation
Cellular component (GO): phagophore assembly site membrane; extrinsic component of membrane; cytosol
Molecular function (GO): phosphatidylinositol-3-phosphate binding; phosphatidylinositol-3,5-bisphosphate binding; protein binding
Source: RefSeq, a predicted model, not a curated record
AUGGCGAGCACCCCGCGCAGGCUGAAGUACCCCCCCACCCACCUCAUGACCGAGGGCUUCCUUGGAGCCUCCCACCCUUACACCAUCGCCAACCUGCGCUCCCUGGCAAUUGGAACUACAACGGGAUACAGGCUUUUCUCCUUAAGUUCUGUGGAGCAACUGGACCAGGUCCAUGAAAGCAAUGAAAUCCCAGAUGUUUACAUCGUGGAGCGUCUGUUCUCCAGCAGCCUUGUGGUUGUGGUCAGUCAUGCCAAGCCACAGCAAAUGAAUGUCUACCACUUCAAGAAAGGGACAGAGAUCUGCAACUAUAGCUAUUCCAGUAACAUACUGUCCAUCCGGCUGAAUCGUCAGAGGCUGGUUGUCUGCCUGGAGGAGUCAAUUUACAUCCAUAACAUUAAGGACAUGAAGCUUUUAAAGACUAUUUUGGAAACGCCUCCAAACACAACAGGUCUGUGCGCGCUCUCCAUCAACCACGCCAACUCCUACUUGGCUUAUCCCGGCAGUGCGACCAGCGGAGAGAUCGCGCUUUACGACGGAAAUACUUUGAAAACAGCCUGCACCAUUCCUGCCCAUGACGGGCCUCUGGCUGCUCUCGCCUUCAACUCCACCGGCUCCAAGCUGGCAAGCGCAUCCGAAAAAGGCACAGUCAUUCGUGUAUUUUCCAUUCCUGGUGGGCAAAAGCUGUAUGAAUUCCGGCGAGGGAUGAAAAGGUAUGUGAACAUAAGCUCUUUGGUGUUCAGCAUGGAUUCCCAGUUCCUCUGUGCUUCCAGCAACACGGAGACUGUGCACAUCUUUAAACUGGAGCAUCUCACUGACAGCCGGCCAGAAGAGCCUCCGACCUGGAGCGGUUACAUGGGAAAGAUGUUCCAGGCUGCUACCAACUACCUCCCUGCUCAGGUUUCGGGCAUGAUGAACCAGGAUCGCGCCUUUGCCACUGUCCGCCUGAACAUCUCCGGACAAAGGAACAUCUGCGCCCUCUCCACGAUUCAGAAGCUGCCUCGGCUGUUGGUGACUACGUCAGACGGACAUCUCUACAUCUAUAACCUGGACCCGCAAGACGGAGGGGAGUGUGUCUUAAUUAAGAAACACAGUCUGCUCAGCUCAGGAAAGAUGGAGGAGAACAAAGAAAACGACCUACGGCCUCCGUUACCUCAAUCUUACGCAGCGACUGUAGCCAGACAAAGCACAGUGCCUUCAACUUCGACCAUGCCAGGUUAUUCGGAGGACGGUGGUGCCCUGCGAGGAGAGGUUAUCCCAGAGCAUGAGUUUGCAACUGGACCAGUGUGUCUUGAUGACGAGAAUGAGUUUCCUCCUAUAAUCUUGUGCCGUGGAGGUCAGCCGGGCGAAGCGAAGAGGUCGUGAUGAGAAGCAAACAUCCGCGCUUAGGACAGCUGCUGGGAAGCGCUUUGGAAAAGCCAGGAAUUUCGAAGAACAGAUUUGUGAGUCCCCAAGGAGAGAAAAAAUAAAAUACAAGGUGGGCCACUGCUUUUUUCCUACGGUUUGUUUAGGCGAGUGCCUGGCCCCGUUAGCCCCUUGUUUUAAUUGUGUCCGGGUGGGUGUCAACGUACUGUAUGCGCAUCGCUGCGUUUAACAAACUCUGUUAGAACCACAGUGUAAAUGCUAAUUUAAUCAGAUUUGUAUGUAACCAGAAUUUUAUAUACCCGUUUGUCCCUUUUCUAAUUUAUGCCGGUUUAUGUGUAUAAAUGUACUUAGAGGAAGAUAUAUUAAACUUAUGUCUUUGUACAGUAUAUACAUCCUAUUUUACCCAGGCAAAGUAUUUUUGCAGUGAUAUUAGAGAUGCUGUUUGCUGUGUUGGAAGAGAAUAAAGUCAGGGUCUGGCCCUGGCA